This is a messenger RNA of Chlorella variabilis, 1347 nucleotides long. RefSeq lists its product as hypothetical. NCBI's taxonomy places the organism in Eukaryota, Viridiplantae, Chlorophyta, Trebouxiophyceae, Chlorellales, Chlorellaceae. Gene Ontology annotation, cellular component: cytoplasm. The record is from RefSeq and is a predicted model, not a curated record. Gene Ontology annotation, biological process: urea cycle; L-arginine biosynthetic process. Bases 1 to 1347 code for a protein of 448 amino acids. The transcript has 14 exons. Gene Ontology annotation, molecular function: ATP binding; argininosuccinate synthase activity.
AUGGUGACCACCGGCGUUGCGACCCAGAAGGCGGUGCUGGGCGGCAACCGGGUGCAGGCCCGGUGCGCCGCCGCCCGGGCCAGCCGGCCUCGGGUCGUGGCAUGCAGCGCCAGCAAGGGCUCGGUCAAGAAGGUGGUGCUGGCCUAUAGCGGCGGCCUGGACACCUCCGUGAUCCUCAAGUGGCUGCAGGACACGUACGAUUGCGAGGUGGUCACCUUCACCGCCGACCUGGGCCAGGGGGAGGAGCUGGAGCCUGCGCGGCAGAAGGCGGAGGCGGCGGGCGUCAAGGAGAUCUACAUUGACGACCUGCGGGAGGAGUUUGUGGGCGACUUUGUGUUCCCCAUGUUCAGGGCCAACUCGCUGUACGAGGGCACCUACCUGCUGGGCACCUCCAUCGCCCGCCCGCUCAUCGCCAAGCGCCAGAUCGAGAUCGCGCUGGAGGUGGGCGCCGAUGCCGUGUCGCACGGUGCCACCGGCAAGGGCAACGACCAAGUGCGCUUUGAGCUGGGCUACUACGGCCUGAAGCCUGACAUCAAGGUCAUUGCCCCGUGGCGCGAGUGGGACCUCAACUCCCGCACCAAGCUCAUCGCCUACGCUGAGCAGCACGGCAUUGCGGUGCCCGCCGGCAAGCGCAACGAGCCCCCCUUCUCGAUGGACGCCAACCUGCUGCACAUCUCGUAUGAGGGCAAUGCGCUGGAGGAUCCCUGGAUCGAGCCCAGCGAGACGAUGUUCACCCGCUCAGUCAGCCCUGAGCAGGCCCCAGACAAGCCCACCUACAUCGAGAUUGAGUUUGAGAAGGGCGACCCGGUGGCCAUCAACGGCACCCGCAUGUCCCCCGCCACAAUCCUGACAGAGCUCAACCGCCUGGGCGGCGAGAAUGGCAUCGGGCGCGUGGACAUUGUGGAGUCGCGCUUCGUGGGCAUGAAGUCGCGGGGCGUGUACGAGACGCCCGGCGGCACCAUCCUGCUGGGCGCGCGGCGCGCCAUGGAGUCAAUCUGCCUGGACCGCGGCGAGGCGCACCUCAAGGAUGACCUCAUGCCCAAGUACGCGGAGCUGGUGUACAACGGCUUCUGGUUCUCCCCCGAGCGCCUCGCGCUGCAGGACGCCAUCGACCGCACGCAGCAGUUUGUGGCGGGCACGGUGCGGGUGAAGCUGUACAAGGGCAACGUGGUGGUUGUGGGGCGCAAGAGCCCCUACAGCCUGUACGACGACAAGAUCAGCAGCUUUGAGGAUGAUGGCGGCGCGUACGACCAGAAGGACGCGGCCGGCUUCAUCAAGCUGCAGGCGCUGCGCCUGCGCACCCUGGCGAAAAACCGCGGCCACAAGUGGAACAAGGAGUUGUUCUGA